AUGGCGGUCCCGUUGCUUACCAAGAAGGUCGUGAAGAAGAGGUCUGCCAAGUUCAUCAGGCCCCAGAGCGACCGAAGAAUCACCGUCAAGGAAAGCUGGAGACGGCCUAAGGGUAUUGACUCUAGGGUCCGGAGAAAGUUCAAAGGUGUGACUUUGAUGCCCAAUGUGGGAUACGGAUCUGACAAGAAGACUCGCCACUACCUUCCCAAUGGAUUCAAGAAGUUCGUCGUUCACAACACGAGUGACCUCGAGUUGUUGAUGAUGCACAACCGUACCUACUGCGCAGAGAUCGCUCACAACGUUUCCACCAGGCUGAGGAAGUCCAUUGUCGAGAGAGCCUCCCAGCUUGACAUUGUUGUCACCAACAGGCUUGCUAGGCUCCGCAGCCAAGAAGACGAGUGA
Thlaspi arvense is the source of this 402-nucleotide messenger RNA. Lineage: Eukaryota; Viridiplantae; Streptophyta; Magnoliopsida; Brassicales; Brassicaceae. The record is from the annotation of a GenBank genome assembly.